Messenger RNA from Magnolia sinica, 4149 nucleotides. RefSeq names its product ABC transporter B family member 9-like. The transcript is spliced from 13 exons. Gene Ontology annotation, cellular component: membrane. Bases 1 to 3924 code for a protein of 1307 amino acids. Lineage: Eukaryota; Viridiplantae; Streptophyta; Magnoliopsida; Magnoliales; Magnoliaceae. The record is from RefSeq and is a predicted model, not a curated record. Gene Ontology annotation, molecular function: ATP hydrolysis activity; ABC-type transporter activity; ATP binding. Gene Ontology annotation, biological process: transmembrane transport.
AUGGAUCCUGAGUCGCAUGAGUUUCUUGCCAUUCCUUCUUCAAUAACAGGUGAGAUAUAUAAAGACAGAACAACCCACAGAGAGAGAGAGAUGAAAGAAAGGUCAUCAACGGAACAAGGUGAUGGUGUUUUGAAGGGGUCAUCAUUAGAGAAAGGUGAUGGUGGUUUGAAGGGUGGAGAUGAGAAGGUUCCAUUCCACAAGCUCUUCUCAUUUGCAGAUGGAUUGGAUGUGUUGCUGAUGAUCUUUGGGACCAUUGGUGCUAUUGGGAAUGGUCUUUCCAUGCCUAUGAUGACAGUCAUCUUUGGUCAGCUUAUCAACUCCUUUGGAAAGUCUAACAAAGACAACGUUGUGGAGGAAGUCUCCAAGGUAGCCGUUAAAUUCGUGUACUUGGCCGUGAGUGCGGGGGCAGCAUCCUUCCUACAGGUGUCGAGCUGGAUGGUGACGGGAGAAAGGCAGGCCACGCGAAUUCGUGGGCUCUACCUGAAAACCAUACUAAGGCAAGAUAUGGCAUUCUUUGACAAGGAAACCAGAACAGGAGAGGUGAUUGGGAGGAUGUCUGGGGAUACCAUUCUCAUUCAAGAUGCAAUGGGUGAAAAGGUUGGCAAGUUCAUACAGCUUGUUUCUACUUUCUUCGGCGGCUUCACAGUUGCAUUUAUAAAAGGAUGGCAUCUGGCGCUCGUGAUGCUUUCAUGCAUUCCUCCCAUGUUUGUAGCUGGUGCAACCAUGUCGAUAUUCAUAUCAAAGGCAACCGUUCGAGGACAGAGAGCCUAUGCUGAAGCAGGGAAUGUUGUAGAACAAACGAUAGGAUCGAUUCGAACGGUUGUAUCAUUUACUGGUGAGAAGCAAGCCAUAGAAAAAUAUAACAAAUCACUGAAAACUGCAUAUAAAUCUGCUGCCCAACAAGGGCUGAUUGGAGGCAUUGGACUCGGCACCGUCGUCUUGGUCUUAUUUAGCAGCUAUGCAUUGGCUGUAUGGUAUGGUUCCCAGAUGAUAAUUCAAAGAGGGUAUACUGGUGGAGAUGUUGUCAAUGUCAUGAUGGCAGUUAUGACUGGUGGAAUGUCCCUAGGCCAAGCUUCCCCACCCAUGAACGCAUUCGCCGCUGGGAGAGCUGCAGCAUACAAGAUGUUUGAGGUAAUCAAACGGAGACCACGGAUCGAUGCAUAUGACACGAACGGUGCUGUUUUGGAAGACAUCAGAGGCGACAUUGAAUUAAGAGAUGUACACUUCAGCUACCCAGCAAGGCCAGACGUUCAGAUAUUUUCUGGGUUUUCAUUGUAUGUUCCAAGCGGCUCGACUGUUGCUCUAGUUGGAGAGAGCGGCAGCGGGAAGUCGACAGUAAUCAGUCUGGUUGAGAGAUUCUAUGAUCCCCAAGCUGGUGAAGUGCUAAUAGAUGGCAUCAACCUGAAAAACCUACGACUCAGUUGGAUCAGGGAGAAGAUCGGACUCGUUAGCCAGGAACCCAUCUUAUUUAUGACCUCUAUAAAAGAGAACAUAGCAUAUGGAAAGGCGGGUGCAACGCGUGAAGAAAUUAAGAGGGCAAUUAAGCUUGCCAAUGCUUCAAAGUUCAUAGAUAAGUUACCACAGGGGAUCGACACGAUGGUUGGUGAGCACGGAACGCAGCUGUCUGGUGGACAGAAACAGAGGAUUGCGAUUGCCAGGGCAAUUUUGAAGAACCCCAAGAUCUUGCUUCUUGAUGAGGCGACUAGUGCACUAGAUGCCAAGUCGGAGCGGAUAGUUCAAGAAACGUUAGUAAGGAUCAUGUUAGAACGGACGACCGUGGUUGUUGCCCAUCGUUUGAGUACAGUGAGGAAUGCUAAUCAAAUAGCUGUGGUGCAUAGGGGAAAAAUUGUAGAGCAAGGUUCUCAUUCAGAGUUGAUUGCUGAUCCUGAUGGGGCUUACUCUCAGCUUAUACGCCUACAAGAGAUGAACACUCGAGAUGAGGAACUGGCCAUGGACCCAGAUGAGGUUGAUCCAAGGUCUGAGAUUAGUAAGGUACCGAGCAGAUCGGGAAGCCGAAGGUCCUCUCUAUGGAGAUCUACAAGCAGGGCUUCUUCAGGUAAGAGAAGUGGUACGCAUGCAUCACUUGCCUACGGUUUGAUUCAUGCCAUAAGCACGCGAGAGGACCAAGAAGGAAAAGAAGGUGAAGAAAGUGAUAAAGAGGAAACCAAAAAUACAGUCUCAACGCGACGGCUAGCCUACCUAAAUAAGCCAGAACUGCCAGUACUGUUGUUAGGAUCUCUUGCUGCAGCCAUACAUGGAGUGACCUUCCCUCUAUUUGGGAUACUUCUUUCAAGUGCCAUAAAGAUUUUCUAUGAGCCUCACCACAAGCUUGAAAAAGAUUGCAAGUUUUGGUCACUGAUGUUUGUUGGUCUAGGGUCUGUUAUUCUGGUAGUGGUACCACUGCAGCUGUAUCUGUUUGGAGUUGCUGGUGGUAAGCUCAUUCAACGCAUCCGUUCCUCGUCAUUCGAGAGGGUGGUCCACCAAGAAGUAAGCUGGUUUGAUGAGCCGAAGAAUUCAAGUGGGACCAUCAGUGCGAGGUUAUCGACGGAUGCUUCGACUGUGAGAAGUCUUGUGGGGGACACCUUAGCACUAAUGGUUCAGAACUUAUCAACAAUCACUGCAGGCCUUGUGAUGGCCAUGCUUGCUAACUGGCAGUUAGCUCUUAUAAUUCUUAGUCUUCUACCUUUGGUUGGUCUGCAAGGAUACGCUCAGAUGAAAUUUCUACAGGGGUUCAGCGCAGAUGCGAAGGAGAUGUAUGAGGAAGCCAGUCAAGUGGCAAAUGAUGCAGUUGGUGGUAUUAGGACAAUUGCAUCUUUCUGUGGAGAACAGAAGGUUAUGGAUCUUUACCAAGAGAAAUGCGAAAUCCCAAUGAAGCAUGGAGUCCGACAAGGAAUUGUAAGUGGCAUGGGUUUUGGCUUCUCCUUCUUCGUGGUCUUCUGCACGAACGCCCUCAUUUUCUAUGCCGGUGCUCAUCUUGUACAAGAUGGGAAGACAACAUUUUCCAAAGUUUUCAGGGUUUUCUUUGCUUUGAUAAUGGCAGCAUUUGGAGUCUCGCAGACUAGCGCAAUGGCUCCAGAUGCAACCAGAGCUAGGGAUUCAGCUACUUCUAUUUUUGCAAUUCUUGAUAGAAAGUCCAAGAUUGACUCGAGUAGUGGUGAGGGAACAACAUUACCCAUUGUGAAGGGUGAAAUUGACUUCAAACUUGUCAGCUUCAAGUACCCAACUCGUCCAGAUGUGCAAAUCUUCAAAGACUUGUGUUUAAGCAUUCCCUCUGGAAAGACUGUAGCUCUUGUGGGAGAGAGUGGUUGUGGAAAAUCUACAGUAAUCGCCUUACUAGAGAGGUUCUAUGAUCCUGAUUCUGGCCAGAUAAUGCUAGAUGGAGUGGAAAUUCGAAAGUUCAAGAUACAGUGGUUGAGGCAGCAGAUGGGGUUGGUUAGCCAGGAGCCAGUUUUGUUCAAUGACACGAUCCGUGCCAAUAUAGCUUAUGGGAAACAAGGAGAGGUAUCUGAAGAUGAGAUCAUUGCAGUCGCAGAAGCAGCGAAUGUACACCACUUAAUAUCGGGGCUUCCGCAAGGAUAUGAUACCUGUGUAGGUGAGAGAGGUGUGCAGCUGUCGGGUGGGCAGAAACAGCGGAUAGCGAUUGCAAGAGCAAUACUGAAAGACCCAAAAAUCCUAUUACUUGAUGAGGCGACAAGCGCAUUGGAUGCAGAAUCGGAGCGCGUAGUUCAAGAAGCAUUGGACAAGGUGAUGGUGAACAGGUCGACCAUCGUUGUUGCGCAUCGUCUCUCCACAAUCAAAGGAGCUGACAUGAUAGCAGUGGUGAAGAAUGGGGCGAUAGCAGAGAAAGGAAGACAUGAAAUGCUGAUCAAGAUGAAGGAUGGAGCAUAUGCAUCUUUAGUAGCACUUCGCAUGUCUUCCACAUGAUAAAAAAACAAAAAGGGUGAGAGAGAAGAGUCUCACACAUUGCUUGGUUCUCUCACUUCUUGAAAUAUUGCUCCUGAAGUGAUUCCAAGAAAAACUAGCAGUACUCUUCAUUAAAUAGAAAGACUUAAGAUCAUAUUACUUUUAUGCAAAUAUUCUUAAGCUAUUUUACUACAGCUAUUUGUAUCCAAUCAUACAUACUUUGUGUUGUUCUACAUAUGAUUGCUU